Messenger RNA from Stylophora pistillata, 690 nucleotides. RefSeq lists its product as uncharacterized. NCBI's taxonomy places the organism in Eukaryota, Metazoa, Cnidaria, Anthozoa, Scleractinia, Pocilloporidae. Gene Ontology annotation, molecular function: ATP binding; protein kinase activity. Gene Ontology annotation, biological process: protein phosphorylation. The record is from RefSeq and is a predicted model, not a curated record.
UCUUUCCUUUUACGCGAGCUUAAGUGAACAGUCCUGCAAAAGAACUCUCAAACACAUUCUGUUCCGUUUUGAUGAACAUGAUAUAUUGCAAGAUCAUUCUACUUCAAUGAAGUCCUCUUUUUCUUUUGUCUUCACCUUUUGUAAAUGCUGUCAGCGGCAAAUACAGUGAAGAUUACCGACGUUGGCGUUUCCAAGGCUCUGGACCAGAUCACAGGAACUUUGGCGGGAACACCUGUUUAUAUGGCGCCGGAAGUGUUUCAUUCUAAGGUGUUUGACAGCACAGCAGACAUAUACAGCCUGGGGAUGAUCAUGAUAUUGUAGAUGUGGCAUGGACAGCAGGUCUUCAUUGAAAUACCAAAUUUUGUAGCUCUGUUUGCCAGGGUGGAUGAGGGCCUACGCCCAGAACAUGUACAAGGCGGUAAUCAGCCCCCACGCCGCUGGAGAGAGUUGAUGGAGAGCUGUUGGAGCAAAAAACCAGAGGAACGUCCAUCAGCUUCGCAUUGCCUUAAGGAGGCUAUUGAACUGCAUAGAGAAACAGUGGACGGCACUGACGACUAGGGCGUGUACAGGACAACUUAAUAGUGUGAGAAAACUGUAGAUUGCCUUUGAUGUUUUUUUCGCCUAAGUUUCACAUGGCUUUCCAAAUUGCAUGUCGUGUUUCCAUGAUCAGAUUAGUUCGCUAUCCUUUUG